Verticillium alfalfae VaMs.102 is the source of this 1938-nucleotide messenger RNA. RefSeq names its product external NADH-ubiquinone oxidoreductase. NCBI's taxonomy places the organism in Eukaryota, Fungi, Ascomycota, Sordariomycetes, Glomerellales, Plectosphaerellaceae. The record is from RefSeq and is a predicted model, not a curated record. The transcript is spliced from 3 exons. Gene Ontology annotation, molecular function: calcium ion binding; NADH dehydrogenase activity. The coding region runs from base 1 to 1938 and encodes 645 amino acids.
AUGCGCCCCGCCACGGCGACAGCGGCGCCUGUCCGCCUGGCACGCGCAACACGACAGUAUCGAGGCAUCACAGGACCGCACUGCCUCGCUGGCCGAUCGCAACCUUUGACUACUCUGCAAUCAAGAUCAUACGCGAAUGUCCCCCCGCGGUCCCAAGCCCGAACCUCCCUGACGCCGUUCUUCUUCGACGCCCACAAGGCCCCCAAGGCUUCUGUCCGGCCCAUAUCCGGAAAGCCUCUACCCCAGGUCAAGUCAAGGGCCUGGAACUUUGCCUAUCGGGCGGCAGCCUGGAACCUGCCAAUCGCCGAAGUCUUCAUCGACGACUCUGACCAUGAGACGAAGCAGAAUCAGAAGGACAAGCCCAAGCUCGUCAUCCUCGGUGGCGGAUGGGGUGGCGUUGCCAUGCUCAAGGCGCUGCACCCCGAUGACUACCACGUGACGGUCAUCUCGCCCAAGAACUACUUUCUUUUCACGCCCAUGCUGCCCUCCGCCACUGUCGGCACCCUGGAGCUCCGCUCUCUCGUUGAGCCUAUCCGCAGAGUUCUCGCCCGUGUCAAUGGACACUUUGUUCGCGCCAAGGCGGAGAACGUCGAGUUCUCCCACAAGCUCGUCGAGGUGUCUCAAGAGGACAAGCAAGGGAACGUGACGAGAUUCUACGUUCCAUACGACAAGCUUGUCAUUGCCGUGGGUUCAACGACGAACCCCCACGGUGUCAAGGGACUGGAGAACGCCCACUUUCUCAAGGACAUCAACGAUGCGCGGUUGAUCCGCAACUCGAUCAUCCGCAACCUCGAAAAGUCUUGCCUACCGACAACCACCGAUGAGGAGCGCAAACGCCUCCUAUCUUUCGUCGUCAGCGGCGGCGGCCCCACGGGUGUCGAGUUCGCGGCUGAGCUCUUCGACCUUUUGAACGAGGACCUGACGGAGAACUUCCCUCGCCUCCUGCGCAACCAAAUCUCGGUGCACCUGAUCCAGAGCCGUAGUCACAUCCUCAACACCUAUGACGAGGCAGUCUCCAAGUAUGCCGAAGCUCGUUUUGCACGCGACCAGGUUGACGUACAAAUCAACUCUCGCGUUCAGGAGGUCCAGCCCGACAAAAUCAUCUACACACAGCGACAGGAUGACGGUAGCAUCGUCACGAAAGAGAUCCCCAUGGGCUUCUGCCUCUGGUCCACUGGUGUUUCUCAGACGGAAUUCUGCAAACGUCUCUCGGAAAAGCUAGGCAGCAUGCAGACGAACCGGCAUGCCCUCGAGACGGACACCCAUCUUCGCCUCAACGGUGCGCCCCUGGGCGAUGUCUAUGCCAUUGGCGAUUGCUCUACGGUCCAGAACAACGUUGCCGAUCAUAUCGUGACAUUCCUCCGUAACCUUGCAUGGAAGCGCGGCAAGGACCCCGAGACCCUUGAACUGCAUUUCAGCGACUGGCGUGACGUCGCCUCUGACAUUAAGAAGCGAUUCCCACAAGCUAUUGGCCACCUGAAGCGCGUUGACAAGCUGUUUGCUCAGUUUGACAAGGAUCAGUCCGGUACCCUCGACUUUGGCGAACUUCGGGAGCUGCUGAAGCAGAUUGACUCCAAGCUCACCAGUUUGCCCGCAACGGCUCAGCGUGCUCACCAACAAGGCCAGUAUCUUGCGCACAAGUUCAACAAGAUGGCACGCACAGCCGACGCGCUGAGGCAGAACGAGAUCCAGGACGGCGACAUUGACACUGUUGUCUACAGGGCGUUUGAGUACCACCACCUCGGCAGCCUGGCCUAUAUCGGCAACUCGGCCGUGUUCGAUCUCGGCCAGGGCUGGAAUAUUACGGGCGGAUUGUGGGCUGUGUACGCCUGGCGUUCGGUGUAUUUCGCGCAGAGCGUGAGUUUCCGCACGAGGAUGCUGCUGGCAAUGGACUGGGCGAAGCGGGGUUUGUUCGGCAGAGAUUUGGUUGCGUAUUAG